Zophobas morio is the source of this 1281-nucleotide messenger RNA. Its product is annotated as cytochrome P450 2J6-like. Bases 1 to 1281 code for a protein of 426 amino acids. The transcript has 5 exons. Gene Ontology annotation, molecular function: oxidoreductase activity, acting on paired donors, with incorporation or reduction of molecular oxygen, reduced flavin or flavoprotein as one donor, and incorporation of one atom of oxygen; iron ion binding; heme binding. Gene Ontology annotation, cellular component: intracellular membrane-bounded organelle; cytoplasm. Gene Ontology annotation, biological process: xenobiotic metabolic process. NCBI's taxonomy places the organism in Eukaryota, Metazoa, Arthropoda, Insecta, Coleoptera, Tenebrionidae. The record is from RefSeq and is a predicted model, not a curated record.
AUGUUUGCAAUACUUCUUGCUGCAACGAUUAUUCUCGCUAGUUUUGCUGUUUUGGUCUGUGCUAAUAAAAGAGAUGCUGCGUUACCUCCCGGCCCUUGGAAUUUGCCGCUAAUAGGAUGUUUACACAAGUUGGAUCCAGAAAGAGCUUACGUGAAUUUGACCAAACUAGCCCAAAAAUAUGGACCGAUCUAUAGCAUCAGGUUGGGAAAAGUUAGUACGGUGGUUAUUUCUGACCAUAAACUGUUAAAAAAGGUUUUAAUGAAAGAUGAAGCUCUUGGAAGACCAUCACUCUAUUUUUUUGAUUACAUAUGUAGAGGCAAAGGAAUAACAUACAGCCAUAUAAAUGUAUGGAAAGAUCAGAGGAAAUUUAUUAGUGAUUUUUUACGAAGUGUAGGUGGCGCUAAAGUUUCAGCAAAAAAAGAAGCCUUAGAAAAUGAGAUCAGAAGAAGUGUUGAGGAAUUUGUAUAUGUAAGUUUAAAACUUAAUAGAUCUUAUGAAAAUAAACAUAAAAUCAAAAUAGGGGAGCAUCCUAUGCGUAUGUUUCAAUUGGUGAAAAGUUAUGAAGGUUCUGGUAUCUUGCUUGCUGAAGCUGUUACAAGCUAUGUAGGUACUGUCACCAGCACUUUAUUUCUAGGCAAAUCGUGCCCACACGAAAUUUACAAUUUGGAGGAGUUACGGUAUCUUAUACUAGACAUGUUUGGUGCUAGUACCGAAACUACCGUGACGUCGAUCUUGUGGACCGUCCUAUACUUAGCAAAGUACGAAGAUGUACAGGAGAAAGUGCGCCAAGAAUUGCUGUCUGUUCUUAAUGGGAAGACACCUCAGAUGGGAGAUUUAGAAAAUUUACCAUACACGGAAGCAACUCUAGCUGAAGUUGCUAGAAUUAGAACAACUGUAGCUAUGGGAGUACCUCACUUAGCCUUAGAAGAUAUUUAUGUCGAAAAUUUUAAAAUCCAGAAGAACACUAUGAUAAUGCCGCUGCUGUGGGCGAUUCAUAUGAAUCCAAACGUAUGGAACGAACCUGAAGAGUUUCGCCCAAGCAGAUUUCUGAACGACGAAAGAAAAUUUGUCCAGCCAGAAGAACUUCUUCCAUUUUCAGUUGGGAAACGAAUGUGUGUAGGUGAACAUUUAGCAAAGAUGCUAAUUUUUUUAUUUAUGGCUACAAUUUUACAAACGUUCAAAAUAGAAAGCUGCGAACCUGAAAUAGAUUUGUCUGCUGUUUGUGGAAUAACGUUAUUACCCAAACCACAAAAAGUGGUUUUUAAAAAUAUAGAUAAAUAG